CAGCAGGGCGAGGCGCAGCCGUAUCUCGAACAAGCCUUAUACCUCACUGUCUGAGACGAAAGCUGUGUGACCUGUUCAGUUCCUCUCUGAAUCCGCCAUGGAGAUAGGAGCUGCUGGAACUCUGGCCGCUGGUUUCUCUGUAUUUGCUGGGAUCUUCGGCUUGCUGUAUUUGGGUCUGGUGUAUUUCGAGGCGAGAAGAGCGGAGAUUCCUCCUGGAGUUUCAAAUCGAAAGAAACUAUGCGCUCUGCAUUAUUCUAUCGUGGGAAUGGAAGUUGGGUGCCAAAUAUUGGAGCAUCUUGGUGUGUGCAGUCAGUUGACGGUAUUUCGCCUUCUGGCAAACUAUAUGAACCACAAAACACCAGUGGCCCCGCCUGGUCUUCGUAUUAAAGACAUGACGUUCGGCGGUGUGCCCGUGAGAGUGUAUGAGCCUACAGCUCCCUCAGACCAGAAGAGGAGGGGAAUGAUGUAUUUUCACGGAGGAGGAUGGGUGCUGGGAAAUAUCACAAUGUACGAUGAAGUUUGCAAACACAUUGCAAAAGAGAGUGACACCACAAUCGUGUCUGUUGGUUACAGACUUGCUCCUGAGCACAGGUUCCCUGCUCACCUGGACGACUGUGAGGCCGCCACCCUGCACUUCUUUUCAGUGGCAGAGGCUGAGUUUGGGGUGGAUCCUCACAGGGUGGUGCUGGGUGGAGACAGCGCUGGGGGAAACCUGUCAGCAGCUCUCAGCCAGAGACUGGCGAAAAAACGGACUGGAGACGUGCCAUCCCCUCUCGCUCUGGUCCUCAUCUACCCUGCCCUCCAAAUGGCAGAUUUUACCCUGCCGUCCUACCUGCAGAACCAAUCUGUGCCCCUGCUGUAUCGGGACAAGGCUGCCUACUAUAUCCUCCAGUAUCUGAAUGGAGACAUGUCUGUGUGCCAGGAGGUUCUGGCAGGGAGGCACGUUCCAGCCGAGCUAAAGGCCCACUACAGCAAGUGGCUCGACCCGGCUAAUCUACCUCCUGAAUUCAGAGAGAGAAGCUACCAAAAACCUGAGCAGGUAGUUACAACCCCCGACACAGAAGUAUACCAAAUCAUCAAAGACGGACUACAGCCGGAAUUCUCUCCUUUGUUGGCUGAGGAUGAGGAUCUCCGCCUCACGCCGUCCACCUUCAUCCUGACCUGUGAGUACGACGUGCUGAGAGACGAUGGGAUCCUGUUCCAGAAGAGGCUUAAGGACCUUGGCGUGGAUGUCACCUGGCACCACGUCUCUGACUGCUUUCAUGGAGCACUCAGCUUUUUCAACAACAGCAUAUUGAACUUUUCAGCUGGUGAUAAGGCAAUGGGAAACAUCGUAAACUACAUUAAGAGUGUCUGAAGUGAUUUUAUUUUUUUUGUAUUAUACAUGACAUUGAGAAAACUAUUAUAUACAUCUGAAAAAAUAUUUCUAAAUUAGUAAUGAACAUUUUUAUGCAUUUUAUAAUGCAAAAUAACCUUACUGUAUAUCCUUCCUAAAAAUCUGUACAUUUAUUUGUUUGUUUUUAUCAAUUUUCAUUAUGUGAUGCGUCUGCAUCUACUGACAGCAUGGAUUUAUCCAGAGCGAAAGCUGCACCUAAAAUGAAUUUCCCGCCUGCAACUUAAUUGAAUACAGAGAAUUCACAGACGAGUAAGGUCUGCAUCUAUCAGCCUGGUCAAUAUUUAUAGUACAUACUUUAUAUAUUACUCAGCUCACAUGUGCUGGCAUUACUAUCGUCAUUUACAUCUUCCAAAAUCACCACCAGACCACCGCACUCGCAGCAAUGGGCAAACAUAGCCCACGCGUUUAGUAAACCACGACCAUGCUGGAAGGGUUAAGCCGUACAGAAGAGACACCUUCGCUUUUCGUCUCUGCAGGGACUGCUUAUUUACCACUCACUGCUUAUUUUGCCAAUAAAACGGAUACUUACACUAAGAUUAUUAAUAAUAAUUAUAAGGAUAAUCAGCAGAUUAAUACAAAAUAAAGCUUAUCUGAAAACACAGAUUAAAAAGGACUCCUCCACAAACCAACUACAGUACUAAAAACCUGCUUCUACAAUUAUAAUAAUAAUCUUAAGAUAAAAUGUGAAUAUUUUAUUUCUUAUACUUUUGAUGUGAAAAGAUCUUUUCAUGAUUAUGCUUACAUAAUUUUACUGAAAAUUUUAAGUGCAGGUGCUUCACUUUAAAUAGAUUACUUUUACUUACAAACUCUAUAGAGUUUAUAUGUCAAUACCGCAGGAAUGUGUCUCAACAUCAGCUGCCUCACAGCCUGUUUUUCGGAUCUCACUAACUGUUAAUAUAUAUAUAAUAAUACAAUAUUUUAAUAAGAACAACAGUAAUCCAGCUAGAGCUUAGAUUGGGCAAGAAAUCCAGCCUGACUCUGCCCGCCCUCAUAAACUGUAAUUAAGAUCGCAGAUCUUAUUUAAACUCCAUAUUUUUAGUAAGUAAUGUUACAGCAAUAAAACUGAGCUUUUACUUAAAUUCACAAAUAGUUGGAAAGAAUGAAAUCUGUAUUAAUGAUGUUAAUAAACAGUAAGCGCUUAUCAGUUUCACCGCAGCGAGGGAGGAGGACGUGAAUCACUUAUCUACCCUGCCUGUACUGAUUUCUUCCCCCAAUAACACUUUCAAUAACCUCCAAUAGCCUUUAAUAGUCUGCAGUAGCCUUUAACCUGGCGGCCGUGUCCACUAAACUCUGUAGUUAUAAACGUAGUUAUAAAGGUGAAAAACUGAAAAACGCUCCAGACUGGCUGAGCUUAGCCCUGUAGCCCGUGGCUGGGCUGUAGCACUGAGUGGUUAGAGAAGACAGCAGGGCUCAUGCUGCUGCUGCAGCUCCGCCUAGUGGUUGGAUGAGGAACUGCAGCUUUCUGUGAUUGAGAAGUUUCACCGGUAAUCCACACACAGCUCUGAUAAACUGCUUAACCCUAAACUACUGAAUCGGAUCAGCUAAAAUCAGUGGAAUAUCGUCUGAUCGCAGAUACCGUAUUUUGGUUGAAAAUCGGCCGAUGCUGAUACACUGCCGAUCGAUCGUCCUAUCUCUAAAUUAUAGAAUAUUUGACUAUAAUAUUUUAGCACUUUUGUUUGUUGUUAUUGCUAAAUGCAAUUGCAGCAGUUUCAAUGUAUACGAAGUUGCCAUUUGCUUCUUUUUUUGUUGUAAAACAAACCCGCAUUGUGACGAAAAAAAAAAAAAAAAAAAAAAAAAAAGGUAAGAACCGACAACAGAAAAAGUGGCCAAAAAAAUAAAACUGAUUUCAUAGGUGCCACAUUAGCAUCAGCAUCAGAUUUCUGAAGAAAGUUCUGCUCUGGUGUCUGCACUCUGUUGCAAAGCACCAAUGUUUCCUGAUUCUGAGAUUGUUCAGCAUAUUCCAGGAUAAGAUUGGCUCAUCAAAUAGGAUGCAUUUUUUAUUUGUACAAAACUACGAAAACCAAACAGCUGGACCUUCAUGCUUCCUUAUUGGAAAUAUAGCUGGGUUGCAGUUUAAGUAAGUAAUAAGUGAUCAAGUUCCUUAACUAUCUUUUUUCAGCAGAGUUUGACUAUGUGCUGUACAAGUAUUUGUUGAAUAGAGUUUUGGUUUAGUAGACUUGUAAAUAUUAUGAAAUAUUAAUGAUUAGCUUUAUAUCAAACAAGAUCCUCUUACAUCUUACAGUCUAUUUAACAAGAUUUGUGAUGAACAAACCACUUUAUUUAAGCUAGGAUUUUGAAUUAAUAUGCCAUAUAAAGAAAUGGGCAAUUACUGGGUAAAGUCAGUCUAAAAAUCUGAGUCUUCUUAAAUUUCUCCCUGAGUGGUACUGAAAAAGUCUUACAUUUAACUUCUUACUAAUGAUAAAAUUACUCCAGAAAUCCUCCCUUUAAACUUUAAAAAGACAUCUUAAAAAAUCUCAUUGUAAGAUGAAUCUAUAAAAAAUUAAUAAAGACCUUUAAUAAAUUCA
Molecule: messenger RNA, 3921 nt
Organism: Astyanax mexicanus (Mexican tetra)
Lineage: Eukaryota; Metazoa; Chordata; Actinopteri; Characiformes; Acestrorhamphidae
Product: arylacetamide deacetylase-like 4
Exons: 5
Coding region: 98-1357 (419 amino acids)
Cellular component (GO): membrane
Molecular function (GO): carboxylic ester hydrolase activity
Source: RefSeq, a predicted model, not a curated record